Saccostrea echinata is the source of this 1080-nucleotide messenger RNA. RefSeq lists its product as uncharacterized. The transcript is spliced from 5 exons. The coding region runs from base 1 to 1080 and encodes 359 amino acids. The record is from RefSeq and is a predicted model, not a curated record. NCBI's taxonomy places the organism in Eukaryota, Metazoa, Mollusca, Bivalvia, Ostreida, Ostreidae.
AUGGAAAGGCAGUAUUACUACAAGAAAAGAGAGGCAGCGAAAAGAGCACCAACAAAGUUUUUAAGCGUCAUUGUUGAUGGCAUGGAUCAAUCGAAGAGUAACCUGCCACAUUUUGUAGGAAGGACAGCAAAGGCAGUAAAUUCUGCUGACCAGUUAAAAACUCACAUUUCUGGAGUAAUUGCCCAUGGUCAAAAUGAAUUUUUUACGUUUCUUGACAUUGGGCAAUAUCCCCAAGACUCCAACUUGACGAUCAACAUUAUUCUCCAGAUACUCUUCAAAAUAAAAGAUAUAAUGGGAGGAAAAUUGCCACCCACAUUUUAUUUACAGGCAGAUAACUGCUGGCGUGAAAACAAGAACAAAUUUGUGCUUGCAUUUUGUGAAUACUUAGUGCAUAUAAAAGUCUUCAAGGAAGUUCAUCUAUUGUUUUUGAUGGUUGGCCACACGCACGAGGAUAUUGAUGCUUGUUUCAGUAAAGUGGCCGAUAAAUUGCGGAGAAAUGAUGCCGAAACACUAGAUGAUCUUAUUGAGCUUCUUCCAAAUGUCAAGGUCAUCAACUUCAUAUAUGACUUUCGGACGUGGAUUCAAAACAGUAUAUGCGAUUUGAGGAAACAUACUCGUCCCCUUCAUUUUAAGUUUAGAAGCAACGAGUCUCUAGUGGAAACAUUUUAUAAAGGAAAGUAUGACUCUCCUUGGAAGAAACUUGAAGGAGGUAUAAUGGCUCGAAACAACCAGCAAAAAAUUAUCAGCAUUCGAGGCAGUCCAAAACUGUCUCCAAUUAACUUCGAUGGAAUUGGUUUAGAAAGAAUAUCAAGCCAGUUAAAGCAUUGGAAAUGUUUAUUCAGUGAUCAGAUUGAUCAGACCCAAUAUCAUUGGUGGGGACGUUUUCUCAAGCUAUGGAAGAAAUGUGAGGAAAAUUCUUCUGAACGUCGCAGGCUAUUUUUUGCGAAUGCACAAUGGAUUCUUCCAAUGCUACCCAAACAGUUGAGUCAUGAUGAAAACGAAGAAGAGAACCUACUGCCAGACACAAUACAGAACAUGAUGAAUGAUGAGCUUAUUGAACCUGUUGUUUUGAGCAAGUAA